UGUUCUUUGAAAAUAGGAAAGAAUCGGAGGCUGAAGCAGGCAAAAGAAGAAGCCCAGGCAGAGAUUGAGCAGUACCGCCUGCAGAGGGAGAAGGAGUUCAAAGCCAAGGAAGCAGCGGCACUUGGAUCUCAUGGCAGCUGCACUACUGAAGUUGAGAAAGAGACCCAGGAAAAGAUGAGUGUGAUCCAGCAGAACUUCCAGAAGAACCGUGAGGUGGUCCUCUCCCAGCUGUUGUCGCUAGUGUGUGACAUCAAACCUGAAAUCCAUGUGAAUUACCGCAUCAAUGGGUAGUAGUGGACGAAGGAAUAAGCAUACUGGAAAUGCUGGUAGUAACGUCUGAGCUUCCAGUGGAAUGUACAGCCCUUAGCCAUACCUUAACUGUUCUUCUUGUAAAUGUGUUAAAUUAUUUCAGUGAGUUGUAGGCCAUCAAUAUCUUGUUGGAGCUUGUUAGUUUCUCUCUUGACACGGAUUCAGAGCUUAUUCAAAUAUUAAAUGGCCAUGUCUCAAAUCUGUGCUAAGUUAUUAAAUAUAUAUUCAAGUUGGCACAUUAAUGCUCCCUUUUUAUCUGGAUAGUGAGAGGCUUUCCUCUGAGAAGUAGAGAGAGAGAUGCUGGCC
This is a messenger RNA of Fulmarus glacialis (Northern fulmar), 615 nucleotides long. RefSeq names its product ATPase, H+ transporting, lysosomal 13kDa, V1 subunit G1 (gene ATP6V1G1). The transcript has 2 exons. The record is from RefSeq and is a predicted model, not a curated record. Lineage: Eukaryota; Metazoa; Chordata; Aves; Procellariiformes; Procellariidae. Gene Ontology annotation, molecular function: proton-transporting ATPase activity, rotational mechanism. Gene Ontology annotation, cellular component: vacuolar proton-transporting V-type ATPase complex. Gene Ontology annotation, biological process: proton transmembrane transport. The annotation marks the transcript as partial.